Molecule: messenger RNA, 741 nt
Organism: Brassicogethes aeneus
Lineage: Eukaryota; Metazoa; Arthropoda; Insecta; Coleoptera; Nitidulidae
Source: the annotation of a GenBank genome assembly
AUGAACACCAUGUCAAUGGAAAGGGAUAAUAAUUCACUACUUAAGGUCGAUGGUGAAGAAGACCAUUAUUCUGAAGAAAACCUCCCCGAGAAUAAUGAACUUUCAAAUUCCCCUUUAACAGUCAUGGACAGAAAAGAAGAAAAAAUGUGUAAUGACAAAGAGCAUAGAUCGGCAUUAGAAGUUUUAAAUCAAAUUAAGACCAAAUUUCAAAAUUCUUCAGUUAAUUCAGAAAAGGUACAACUCUUGACACUUGCACCGAAGUCGUGGGGUCGUAGAAGACUGGCUCUAAAAUUCGGUGCUUCUGAGCGUCAGGCCCGAAAAGCUAAAAAUUUAGUCGAAAGAUAUGGCAUUUUGUCCAAACCAGAUCCCAAAAAGGGUAGACUAUUACCUGAGCAAACAAAAAAUUUGGUAAUAUCUUCUUACACUCAUGACGAAAACAGCCGUAUGAUGCCAGGUAUGAAAGAUUAUGUUUCAAUAAGAAAAGACGAUGGAUCCCGGGAACACGUCCAAAAACGAUUGGUUUUGUGCAAUCUUGCUGAAUUGUAUUCUAAUUUUCAAUUAAAAUAUCCGAAUGUGCGAAUAGGCUUGUCAAAAUUUUCACAGAUCCGACCUCGUAAUUGCGUCCUGGCUGGAGCCAGUGGCACUCAUACUGUUGAUUACAAACCAUCGAGCAAACCAUCAAAAGAAGAACUGGCUUGUGAUAUUGAAGACCAUCAAGCAGCUGUACAGGUGUUAGAAUAG